Anolis sagrei ordinatus is the source of this 4610-nucleotide messenger RNA. RefSeq names its product UDP-glucuronosyltransferase 1-6-like. Lineage: Eukaryota; Metazoa; Chordata; Lepidosauria; Squamata; Anolidae. The record is from RefSeq and is a predicted model, not a curated record. Gene Ontology annotation, molecular function: UDP-glycosyltransferase activity.
CUUCUGUACAAGUUCAGCAAUAAAAUGUGCCGGAGAAAAGGGCUGAAUGAUAAUCAGUGAAUUGUGUUUCUUCUCUUGCUUAAAAGAAGACUUCUAUAUUCUUGUCAUAUUGGACAAGGCAACUGACAAGACUUUCAAAGUAGCAAACACUAUGCUUCAAAGUGUUUGCCGGCUACCUUCAUGGAUUUUGCUUACUUUCUUUUUCUGGAGCCUUUCGGAUGGGGGGAAGGUGCUGGUAAUGCCUGUGGAUGGCAGUCACUGGCUCAGUCUCAAACCAGUUAUCGAAAACCUUCAGUGGAGAGGACAUGAACUAGUAGUUGUUGCCCCUGAAGCAAACUUGUGGAUGAAGCCAUCUGGAGCCUACACAAUGAAAACAUUUGCUGUCAACCACACAAAGGAAUACUUGAAAGCAGAAUUCCAAAAGCUUGGCCACAGGAUUUUUGCACACCAGCCUUUUCUCACAAAAGCGAUGGAGAGUUUUGCAAAAGUAAGAAAUGUCACAGCACUCUUCUUUGACAACUGCAAGCAGCUCUUGUACAACAAAGAACUGAUUACUUACCUUGAGGAAAAUCAGUUUGAUGUUGUCUUGAUAGAUCCAGUGUCUCCAUGUGGGCAAAUUCUGGCUGAGUAUUUAUCCAUUCCUUCAGUUUACUACUUACGUGGAAUCCCCUGUGGUCUGGAUUUUGAGGCAACUCAGUGUCCAAACCCAUAUUCGUAUGUACCAAAGUUCUUCACACGCAAUACUGAUCGAAUGACAUUUAACCAAAGAGUGAAGAAUGUUUUAGUUGGCUCACUGGAAUUCAUAAUAUGUUAUCUUCUUUACUCACCAUAUGAAGUUCUAAGCAAGGAAUUCCUACAGCGAGAUAUGACAAUAACAGAGCUCUAUAGCCAAGCAUCUAUAUGGCUUCUGCGCUACGACUUUGUGUUCGAAUAUCCAAGGCCUGUCAUGCCCAACAUGGUCUUCAUUGGUGGUAUAAACUGUGGAAGAAAAACUUCAUUAACUCAGGAAUUCGAAGCCAUAAUAAAUGAAUCGGGUGAACAUGGCAUUGUGGUGUUUUCCUUGGGUUCUAUGGUCUCUGAAAUUCCAAUGAAAAAAGCCAUGGAAAUUGCUGAAGGACUGGGAACAGUACCUCAGACGGUGCUGUGGCGGUACACAGGAGAAACUCCACCCAACCUUGGCAAGAACACAAAGCUUGUCAAGUGGCUUCCACAAAAUGACCUGCUUGCUCAUCCCAAAACCAGAGCCUUUAUCACUCACGCAGGCUCUCAUGGGGUAUAUGAAGGGAUCUGCAAUGGAGUACCAAUGGUGCUGAUGCCACUCUUCGGGGAUCAAAUGGAUAAUGCAAAGCGGGUGGAAUCUCGAGGAGCAGGAGUAACUCUGAAUAUAAUUGAAAUGACUGCAAAGGACAUAUCUGAAGCCCUGAAAGCUGUUAUUUAUGAUAAAAAAUAUAAAGAGAAUAUCCAGCGCCUCUCAGAACUUCACCUGGACAGACCCAUCCACCCUCUUGAUCUUGCUGUGCAUUGGGUGGAGUUUGUGAUGAAGCACAAGGGAGCUCCCCAUCUGAGGCCAGCAGCCCAUGACCUCAACUGGGUCCAGUACCACUCUAUUGAUGUCAUUGCCUUCCUCCUGGCUGCAUCAUUGCUAGCACUGUUCAUUUCCAUGAAGUGUUGCAUGUUUUGCUGCAGGAAGUGUUUCUGCAAAAGUGGAAGACUGAGCAAGAAAAGCAAAUCAAAGUCUCACUAAAAUGUGGUGGGGCAUCAGGGAGUACAAGGAAAUUGGUCAUAAAGCAUCCUGCACCAAUCCUCGCAUGACUGUGGCCAAUUCACACGGGUACUUUCCUAAAACAAAAAGAUGAUCACUGAUGUCACUGCUUGUCACUACCUAUCUUUUCACCCUUUGAAAACCUGGAAAUGGCCAUGUGGGGCCUGCCUGGCUUACAAGGUGGGGUUUGGGGGAGCUGUACCUAUGGAGAUAUAGCUAUGCAAGGCACAUACAUUUCCUGAUGUAGGAUCUUGGACAUUAAUUUUAGGAAAUUUGGAAAAAAAUUGUUGCACACAUGAAUUUUGCAGAUCAAGAUAGGGAUGUAGCUUUCUUAUUGCAGGAAAAACAAAAACCAAGGGUCUUUUGCUAGAUGCAUGUGGCAUAAGAUUUUGUGGACUCCAUCUUGCUUCAUCAAAUAUGUGGAGUGCCCAAGAAGAAUUAGGAGCCUUUAAAGUGCUACAGAAGUCUCUGUGCCCAAGGAGAUUAUGAUUUUUUUUAUCCAUGAUACUAGAGUAGCUGCAGAUGAUGAUGAUAAUAAUUGCACUAUGUAACAAGAUUUUUGUUACUGGGUUAUAAAUGUCAUUUCCUUAUUGAUUCUAUCAUAAAAACAUGGGAAAAGUUUAUUAAACUGCAAAAACUUUGUUUUUACCAGACAUCCUGCAGCACAUUUUGCUAUAGCUUUUCAAUCUCUGAGUCUCAACCAAUUCAACAUACCGUAUAUAAGACGACUGGGCGUAUAAGAUGACCCCCCAACUUUUCCAGUUAAAAUAUAGUUUGAGAUAUAUUCGCCAUAUAAGGCUACCCCUCUUCCAACGCACACCAAUUUUUUUAAAAAAGCAUCAGAUUUGAUUUCAAUAUUGUAAUUUUCCUAUUAUUGUACCUCCUUCUCUGCCUCUCAGAUCUCGCACAUGCGCACUUGCACCGCUUCACUGUAGUCUUCAGGAGCGAGAUCUGGGAGACAGGAGGAGGUACAGUCAUAGGUGGGCCAGACAGGGGUGGGCCAGACAGGUAAAAGAGGUGUGUUUUUCUGGGCCCAGAGCCACUCUAUCUCUUUCCAUACCCCAGGCACCCCGGACGCCUGCAGCUUGCUCCUCCCUUCACUUACACCUUCCCAGUGAGGCGCCCCUUCACCUCACCAUUGGGACCGCAUUAAGUCCACGAAUCCUGAUGAAUGGAUUUUCUUCUACCAUACUUGUACAGCCUUAAUGCUUUCAUACAGUCGCUGCAUACGGCAGGGACAUGGGCAAUGCCAUUUUUGAGCUCCCCCCACAAUAUGCGGCAACCACAGAUUCUCCAAUCCGAUUGGAAGUUUCAGCACCCGCUAUAUAAGACUACUCCUGUGCAUAAGACGACUCCAGUGUAUAAGACUACUCCAGCAUAUAAGACUACCCCAUGUAUAAGACUAUCCCAUGUAUAAGACGACCCCGGACUUUUGAGAAGAUUUUCUUGGAUUAAAAAGUGGUCUUAUACACCAGAAUAUACGGUAGUUUGUGACAGCCACCAAAAUGAAGUUUCUGGAGUAUAACAACUACUUUCAAAGUAAGGACUGCACAAUUAAACAGGAAAUCACACUUUCAAACCAGGAACAGAUUUUUUUUCAAGUUUUGUUACAUAGUGUUAUUAUUCCUUUCCAACCCCCAAACUUCUCUUUGUUUCAUCUUCAAAAAGGCCGUUACUACCUUUAUAUUUUCUUCUGUCAUAAGAGAAGUGCUAUGACAUUUACUGGUGCUGCAGUUUCUUGUUGUUUUAGAAGCACUCUGUUGUUCCUUCACACAGCUGAAUAAAAUCCCACAUUUUCUGCUUUGAAUUGGAAUAUAUGGCAGUAUGGACUCAGAUAUUCCAGUUCAAAGCAGAUAUUGUGAGAUUUUUUUUGCCUUGAUAUUCUGGGUUAUAUGGCCGUGUGGAAGGGCCCUGUGACAGUUCAAUAACCAGUGAACAGCAUUAUAGAAUAAUCCUAAGUCUAGGUAAGAAUAAUGUGAGGAACAGCUUGUCAAAGCCCUGAGUUUAGUUUUUCUUUGGUACAACCAUCAUACUGUUGAUUGUGAGUAUCUAUAGGGCCAUCUAGUGAAUUAAUGAUGUUAGUACCAGGAUUUGAAACAGAAUACCUGCUAUGGUAGAGCACACAGCAGACUUGAUGUCACAAUCAAAGGAAACCCUAGUUGUUGCUUUGAACUGGAUUAUAUGGCAGUGUAGGCCCAAAUAAUCCAAUUCAAAGUGGAUAAUGUGGAUUAUCUGAUUUGAUAAUCUGGAUUAUAUUUCAGUGUAGAAGAUGCUAAAUCAGUCAGCCCCCCCCUUCAUUUGUUGGCUAAGAGAGCUACAAUUAGACUGAGCUAGCCUUAAGCAGUUGGAUAAUAACUGUACUAUCCAACUAAAUAACUCCCUUAACCAUAUUUGACUUAACAUCAAUGCAGAUGUUUUAAAAAACAAACAAUAGCACUGUGUAUCUAACAUUAUGCAAUUACAGUGAGAGCCUAAAUUGAACUAUGAAUCAAUAUGGUUGAUUGUUGUGUCACAUUCUCUGCAAAUGAACCUCAUGUAAUAUGGAAUGCUAUUAUUUCUUAAAAUAAAUUUCUUAAAAUGAGGAGAUGAAUCCUUGAGAAUCACUUAUUGGAAUUCGGGGGCAGAUGCAUGUAUGUCUAAAUAAGUCUAAUUGGUGUAACACAUCAUUUUGAAAGUAUUAGGACAUAAAAAGGGUGAAAACAGAGACAAAUAUGGCUGCUCUGGCCCUGCCCACUCCUCAUAUGAACAGAAAGAUGGUAUGUAGCUGUCUUUAGGUAAAUAUAAUUGCCAUUCUCUGUGUGACUAGAAAGUUUGUGCAAAUAAAGUUUCUAAUGAUGAAGAUCCUGAA